Molecule: messenger RNA, 4042 nt
Organism: Pipistrellus kuhlii (Kuhl's pipistrelle)
Lineage: Eukaryota; Metazoa; Chordata; Mammalia; Chiroptera; Vespertilionidae
Gene: GRM8
Product: glutamate metabotropic receptor 8
Exons: 11
Coding region: 794-3520 (908 amino acids)
Biological process (GO): G protein-coupled glutamate receptor signaling pathway; regulation of synaptic transmission, glutamatergic
Cellular component (GO): membrane
Molecular function (GO): group III metabotropic glutamate receptor activity
Source: RefSeq, a predicted model, not a curated record
UGAAAUACAGGGGGACCCGCGAGUCACCCAGCUGCGCCAGGCGGCGCCCCCACUCCUGAUGGAAUUGUUUUCCCAGGGGCCCCAACUGCAGAGCGGGGGUCAGAGGGUGUCUGCGCGCCCAGGAGGCGGGGUGAAGACAGACAGACAGACCCACCAGCCAACUGCAGAAACCCAACCCUCCUGGUCCUCCUAAGCCCGUCCCGCCAGGAGUGGCGGGUGGGAAAGGCCUGUUUGCUAUUUGGGGGGUGAUCCUUGCCCACCGACCUGGCGGCGGCUUGGGAGGCUCACCGUACCCAGGACUAUGUUACCUUCUCCACCACUUACCCGGGGCGGAUACAAAUCCUGCCAGCGGACAGAGUUGGGAAACAGGGCUGGUUGGUGGUGGAAACACUGACAAGGAGAAUCAUAAACCGGAGCAAUGCAUUCCGAGGAUAGUUUGUAUUUCUGCUUGAAAGAAAAGAGGAAAAGAGCCACCAGCAGGAAUAAUUCGGCUGCAGGGCUGACUUCAAGGACAUGGAUUGUUGACCUCAUCCCAAUAUCAGAACCUCAGCAGUUAUUCUGAUUUUUGCACCAUUCCAGGCAAGUGGACUCUAUAUGGAAAUAAAAACUGAACCUUAGAGGUUGGAUGGAAAUUCACUGUGACAUUCCAAUCAAGAGAACGUGCUGAAGCCCACAGAGCCUUUCUCAGGGGGCCUGAUGGUAGCCUCCAGAAGGUGCGGCCUCAGGUGGUCCCCCUUCUUCUGUGGCAAGAAUAAACUUUGGGCCUUGGAUUGCAACACCACCUGCGGAGAAAAUGGUAUGCGAGGGAAAGCGAUCGGCCUCUUGCCCUUGUUUCUUCCUCCUGACAGCCAAGUUCUACUGGAUCCUCACCAUGAUGCAAAGAACUCACAGCCAGGAGUAUGCCCAUUCCAUCCGCAUGGAUGGGGACAUCAUUCUGGGGGGUCUCUUCCCGGUACACGCAAAGGGAGAGAGAGGGGUGCCAUGCGGGGAGCUGAAGAAGGAGAAGGGGAUCCACAGACUGGAGGCCAUGCUUUAUGCAAUCGACCAGAUUAAUAAGGACCCCGACCUCCUCACGAAUAUCACCCUGGGCGUCCGGAUCCUUGACACGUGCUCCAGGGACACCUAUGCUCUGGAGCAGUCGCUGACGUUCGUGCAGGCGCUGAUAGAGAAAGAUGCGUCGGACGUGAAGUGUGCUAACGGAGACCCACCCAUUUUCACCAAGCCUGACAAGAUCUCUGGAGUCAUAGGUGCUGCAGCCAGCUCCGUGUCCAUCAUGGUUGCUAACAUUUUAAGACUUUUCAAGAUACCUCAAAUCAGCUAUGCAUCCACAGCCCCUGAGCUAAGUGACAACACCAGGUAUGACUUCUUCUCUAGGGUGGUCCCGCCUGACUCCUACCAAGCACAAGCCAUGGUGGACAUUGUGACGGCCCUGGGGUGGAAUUAUGUGUCGACGCUGGCUUCUGAGGGCAACUAUGGAGAGAGUGGUGUGGAGGCAUUCACUCAGAUUUCAAGGGAGAUUGGUGGUGUUUGCAUUGCUCAAUCGCAGAAAAUCCCACGUGAACCAAGACCUGGAGAAUUUGAAAAGAUUAUCAAACGUCUGCUAGAAACACCUAAUGCCCGGGCAGUGAUUAUGUUUGCCAAUGAAGAUGAUAUCAGGAGGAUAUUGGAAGCAGCAAAAAAAUUAAACCAAAGUGGGCAUUUUCUCUGGAUUGGCUCCGAUAGUUGGGGAUCUAAAAUAGCACCCGUUUACCAGCAGGAGGAGAUUGCAGAAGGGGCUGUGACAAUUUUGCCCAAAAGAGCAUCGAUUGAUGGAUUUGAUCGCUACUUUAGAAGCCGAACUCUUGCCAAUAAUCGAAGAAAUGUGUGGUUUGCAGAAUUUUGGGAGGAGAAUUUUGGAUGCAAGUUAGGAUCACAUGGAAAAAGGAACAGUCACAUAAAGAAGUGCACAGGGCUGGAACGAAUUGCACGGGAUUCCUCUUACGAGCAGGAAGGAAAGGUGCAGUUUGUCAUCGAUGCGGUGUACUCCAUGGCUUACGCCCUGCACAACAUGCACAGAGACCUCUGCCCGGGAUACAUUGGCCUUUGCCCACGCAUGAGCACCAUCGAUGGGAAAGAGCUACUUGGUUAUAUUCGGGCCGUAAAUUUUAACGGUAGUGCUGGCACACCCGUCACUUUUAAUGAGAAUGGAGAUGCUCCUGGGCGCUACGACAUCUUCCAGUACCAAAUCACCAACAAGAGUACGGAGUACAAGGUCAUCGGGCACUGGACCAAUCAGCUCCACCUAAAAGUGGAAGACAUGCAGUGGGCUGGCAGGGAGCACACACACCCCGCCUCUGUGUGCAGCCUGCCCUGCCAGCCCGGGGAGAGGAAGAAGACGGUGAAGGGGGUCCCCUGCUGCUGGCACUGCGAGCGCUGCGAGGGCUACAACUACCAGGUGGACGAGCUCUCCUGCGAGCUCUGCCCCUUGGACCAGAGGCCCAACGCCAACCACACGGCCUGCCAGCUCAUCCCCAUCAUCAAGCUCGAGUGGCACUCGCCCUGGGCGGUGGUGCCCGUGUUCGUGGCCAUCCUGGGGAUCGUGGCCACCACGUUCGUGAUCGUGACCUUCGUCCGCUACAACGACACCCCGAUCGUGAGGGCUUCGGGGCGCGAGCUGAGCUACGUGCUCCUCACGGGGAUCUUCCUCUGCUACUCCAUCACCUUUCUCAUGAUCGCGGCGCCCGACACCGUUAUCUGCUCCCUGCGGCGGCUCUUCCUGGGGCUGGGCAUGUGCUUCAGCUACGCGGCCCUGCUGACCAAGACCAACCGCAUCCACCGGAUAUUCGAGCAGGGCAAGAAGUCCGUCACGGCGCCCAAGUUCAUCAGCCCGGCGUCCCAGCUGGUGAUCACCUUCAGCCUCAUCUCCCUGCAGCUCCUGGGCGUGUGCGUGUGGUUCGUGGUGGACCCCCCGCACAUCAUCAUCGACUACGGCGAGCAGCGGACGCUGGACCCCGAGAACGCCAGGGGCGUGCUCAAGUGCGACAUCUCCGACCUCUCGCUCAUCUGCUCCCUGGGCUACAGCAUUCUCCUGAUGGUCACCUGCACUGUGUACGCCAUCAAGACCAGAGGCGUCCCGGAGACGUUCAACGAGGCCAAGCCGAUCGGAUUUACCAUGUACACAACCUGCAUCAUCUGGCUAGCCUUCAUCCCCAUCUUUUUUGGGACAGCCCAGUCCGCAGAAAAGAUGUACAUCCAAACAACAACACUUACUGUCUCCAUGAGUUUAAGUGCUUCGGUGUCUUUGGGCAUGCUCUAUAUGCCCAAGGUUUAUAUUAUAAUUUUUCAUCCAGAGCAGAACGUUCAAAAACGCAAAAGGAGCUUCAAGGCUGUGGUGACAGCUGCCACCAUGCAAAGCAAACUGAUCCAAAAAGGAAAUGACAGACCCAACGGCGAGGUGAAAAAUGAACUCUGUGAGAGUCUUGAAACCAACACUUCCUCUACCAAGACAACAUAUAUCAGCUACAGUGAUCAUUCAAUCUGAAAAAGGGAAAUGACACACUAUGAAGAAAUCUGGUAUGUGAUCUCAAACAAUGAACAUGACACCACCAAGACUUACUCUUGGAGAUCUCUUUGGACUACAGUCAAUCAAAUCCAUAGUCAAUCUUGUGAGGAACAAAAAGUAGCCAUGAGCCAAAAAUAUCAACAAGAGAGAGAGAAGAAACCCAUUUUAUACAAUACAACCAAUGAAGUCUCAAGCUAAAGUAUUGCUUACUCACGAGCAAUUAAAAAUAAAUCACAAAAGGAAAACUAAUGUUAGCUUGUGAAAAAAAAAAUGCCGUUGAAAUAAACCAUGUCUGAUGUUACUCUUGUAAGUAUUUUUCUGUGAUUGUGAGAACUCCUGUUCCUGUGCCACAUUGUUCACUUGUAUAAGACAAUGAAUCUGUUUCUUGUAAUGGCUGAUGGAUUGAAGCCCUGGGUUGUGCUAAAAAUAAAUGCAAUGGUUGACGCAUGCAAUUUUUUAUACAAAUAAUUUAUUUCUAAUAAUAAAGGAAUGUUUUGCAAA